ACGCUCCACAUCCCACAUUACACCGUUUGUUCUGCGUCUCCGUCGCACUAUGAUCCGAUACAGAGAAAAACAGUGAGGCGAAUGAGGUGAAAUACAACAAUAGUGAGUGUCUAGUGAGCAGAGCAGACAGGGAUCUGGAGAAAGAGAGCCGGAGAGCCAGGCGGAAGGGUUUGGAAGCGUCCGGGCAUUUUUCCUGUGAGCGGAAGGAGACGGACGGACGGACGGACACACUGAAACACUGAAACAAUCAAAUCGAUGAAAAACCGCAACGGAGAAUCAACGCGAAGAAUCCGAAUCACAGACACACGCAGCCGGAGCGAUGCGAGCGAAGCGGCGCGGCUGAGCGUUGAAGAUGUGUGCCGUACUACAGAGUCUCUUACUGUGUACUUUGUGUUUGCAGAUACGGGGCCUGCCGCUCCUCCUGUAUGCGAACCGGCGGGACCUGCGACUGGUGGACGCGGCUCACGGUCGGGGGAACGCCACCGUGGUGAUCGGCGGUCUGGAGGACGCGGCGGCGGUGGAUUACGUUUACGCACAGGGACUGAUUUACUGGAGCGACGUGAGCGAGGAGUCCAUCAAACGGACGCUGUUUAACGGCUCGACGCCCAGCGGGAUUCAGACCACCGUCGUGUCCAAUCUGGCCUCUCCGGACGGCUUGGCCUGCGACUGGAUGGGGAAUAAGCUCUACUGGACUGAUUCGGAGACCAAUCGGAUAGAAGUGGCCGAACUGGACGGGACGUACCGGAAAGUUUUGUUCUGGCAGGAUCUGGACCAGCCGAGAGCCAUCGCUCUGGAUCCGGGCCGAGGGUUCAUGUACUGGACGGACUGGGGCGAGAUCCCGAAGAUCGAGCGCGCCGGGAUGGACGGGACUCGUCGCUCCGUGAUCAUCGACUCUGAGAUCUACUGGCCCAACGGACUGACGCUCGACUACGGCCAGCAGAAGCUGUACUGGGCCGACGCCAAGUUCAACUUCAUCCACCGCUCCAACCUGGACGGCUCCGGCAGGGAGGUGGUGGUGAAGGGCUCGCUGCCGCACCCGUUCGCGCUGACGCUGUACGAGGACACGCUCUUCUGGACCGACUGGAACACGCACUCCAUUCACUCCUGCCACAAACACACGGGACAGAACAGCCGCGAGAUCCAUUCCGACAUCUUCUCACCCAUGGACAUACACGUCUUCAGCCAGAAGCGCCAACCGCUCGACGUGACGAGUCCCUGCACGCUAAAGAACGGCGGAUGUUCCCAUCUGUGUCUGCUGUCUCCGGUCAAACCGUAUUACCAGUGCGCCUGUCCGACGGGUGUCCGACUGCUGGACGACAACAAGAGCUGCAGAGAUGGUCCCACUCAGCUGCUGCUUCUGGCCCGACGCACAGACCUGCGGCGGAUAUCUCUGGACACUCCUGACUUCACCGACAUCGUGCUGCAGGCCGACGACAUCCGACACGCCAUCGCCAUCGACUACGACCCGGUGGACGGACACAUCUACUGGACGGACGACGAGGUGCGGGCCAUACGCCGGUCCUACCUGGACGGCAGUGAUGCACAGUUCGUGGUGACCUCGCAGGUGAACCACCCGGACGGGAUCGCGGUGGACUGGAUCGCACGAAACCUGUACUGGACCGACACCGGCACGGACCGAAUCGAGGUGACCCGGCUGAACGGCACCAUGAGGAAGAUCCUGAUAUCGGAGGAGCUGGACGAGCCCAGAGCCAUCGUGCUGGACCCCGUCGCGGGGUACAUGUACUGGACGGACUGGGGUGAAGUGCCGAAGAUCGAGCGCGCGGCUCUGGACGGGACGGAGCGGCUGGUGCUGGUCAACACGUCUCUGGGGUGGCCGAACGGACUGGCGCUCGACUACACGGAGAGAAAGAUCUACUGGGGCGACGCCAAGACUGACGUCAUCGAGGUGAUGGAGAUGGACGGGUCAGGCCGGCGGGUUCUGGUGGACGAUAACCUCCCUCACAUCUUUGGCUUCACGCUGCUGGGCGACUAUAUCUACUGGACGGACUGGCAGCGGCGGAGCAUCGAGCGCCUGCACAAGCGCAGCCUGGAGCGCGAGGUCAUCAUCGACCAGCUGCCCGACCUCAUGGGCAUCAAGGCCACAUACGUCAAGCAGACCUUCGGUGUGAACCCGUGUGCGCUGGCUAACGGCGGCUGCAGUCACCUGUGUCUGUAUAAACCUCAGGGCGUGUCGUGCGCGUGUCCCAUCGGUCUGGAGCUCAUGGCCGAUCUGAGCACCUGCAUCGUCCCCGAGGCCUUCCUGCUGUUCUCACGCCACACCGACAUCCGCCGCAUCUCGCUGGAGACCAACAACAACAACGUGGCCAUCCCGCUCACCGGCGUCAAGGAGGCCUCGGCGCUCGACUUCGACGUGACCGACAACCGGAUCUACUGGACGGACAUCACGCUGAAGACCAUCAGUCGGGCGUUCAUGAACGGCAGCGCUCUGGAGCACGUGGUGGAGUUCGGUCUGGACUAUCCCGAGGGAAUGGCUGUGGACUGGCUGGGCAAGAACCUGUACUGGGCCGAUACGGGAACCAACCGCAUCGAGGUGGCCAAACUGGACGGGCAGCACCGACAGGUUCUGGUGUGGAAGGAUCUGGACAGCCCGCGAGCGCUGGCGCUGGACCCGGCCGAGGGCUUCAUGUACUGGACCGAGUGGGGUGGACGGCCGAAGAUUGACCGCGCUGCCAUGGACGGAUCUGGACGCAUCACUCUGGUGCCGAACGUUGGCCGUGCGAAUGGACUGACCAUCGACUACGCUGAGCGACGGCUGUACUGGACGGACCUGGACACCACACUGAUCGAGUCCUCCAACAUGCUGGGUCUGGAGCGCGAGGUGAUCGCUGAUGACCUGCCGCACCCGUUCGGCCUCACGCAGUACCAGGACUACAUCUACUGGACCGACUGGAGCCAGCGCAGCAUCGAACGCGCCAACAAGACCAGUGGGCAGAACCGCACGGUCAUACAGGGGCACCUGGACUAUGUCAUGGACAUCCUGGUGUUUCACUCGUCCAGACAGGGCGGCUGGAACGCCUGCGCCUCCACCAAUGGCCACUGCUCUCACCUGUGUCUGGCCGUUCCCGUCAGCAGCUUCGUGUGCGGCUGUCCGGCGCAUUACUCGCUCAACUACGACAACAAGACCUGCAGCGCGCCCACGUCCUUCCUGCUGUUCAGUCAGAAGACGGCCAUCAACCGCAUGGUCAUCGACGAGCUGCAGAGUCCUGACAUCAUCCUGCCCAUCCACAGCCUCAGGAACGUGCGCUCCAUCGACUACGACCCGCUCGACCGCCACCUGUACUGGAUCGACUCAAAGCAGAACGUCAUCCGCCGCGCGCAGGAGGAUGGCAACCAGAGCGUGACGGUGGUGUCCGGCGGCCCGAGCCUCGGCCUGCAGCCCUAUGACCUCAGCAUCGACGUCUACAGCCGCUUCAUCUACUGGACCAGCGAGGUGACCAACGUCAUCAACGUCACACGCACCGACGGCUCGAGGGUCGGCGUGGUGCUGCGCGGAGAACACGACAAACCCCGCGCCAUCGUGGUCAAUCCUGAGCGAGGGUACAUGUACUUCACGAAUCUGCAGGAUCGCUCGCCGAAGAUCGAACGCGCCGCUCUGGACGGGACGGAGCGCGAGGUUCUGUUCUUCAGCAAUCUGGGAAAGCCGGUCGCUCUGGCCGUCGACAACGAGCUGGGAAAACUCUUCUGGGUCGACAUGGACCUGCGGCGCAUCGAGAGCAGCGACCUGUCCGGAGCCAAUCGGAUCGUGAUCGAGGACUCCAACAUCCUACAGCCGGUGGGUCUGACGGUGUUCGGGAAUUACCUGUACUGGAUCGACCGGCAGCAGCAGAUGAUCGAGCGCAUCGAUAAGGUCACGCGUGAGGGACGCACCAAGAUCCAGGCGCGCAUCGCCUCUCUGACCGACAUCCACGCCGUCCACGAGCUGGACAUGGAGGAGUACAAUAAACACCCCUGCACGUCUGAUAACGGCGGCUGCUCGCACAUCUGCAUCGUGAAAGGAGACGGAACCACGCGCUGUUCGUGUCCCGUUCAUCUGGUGCUGCUGCAGGACGAGCUCUCCUGUGGAGAGCCGCCCACCUGUUCUCCUGAGCAGUUCUCCUGCGUGUCCGGCGAAGUCGACUGCAUCCCGCAGGCCUGGCGCUGCGACGGCUUCGCCGAGUGUGACGACAGCAGCGACGAGCGCGACUGUCCCGUCUGCUCCGACGAGCAGUUCCAGUGCGACAGCAAGCAGUGCGUGGACGUGUCGCUGCGCUGCAACGGAGAAAUCAACUGCCAGGAUCGCUCGGAUGAGAGCAAUUGUGAAGUUCUCUGUCCCGUGGAUCAGUUCGCCUGCGCCAAUGGCCAGUGCAUUGGACGACACAAGAAAUGUGACCACAACAUGGACUGCACGGACAACUCUGACGAGAUCGGCUGCUAUGCGACAGAAGAGCCUUCCUUUCCUCCCACCAACACCAUCGGCUCCAUCGUGGGCGUCGUGAUGGUGUUGUUCGUGGUGGGCGCCGUGUACUUCGUGUGUCAGCGCGUCCUGUGUCCUCAGAUGAAGGACGACAGCGAGACCAUGACCAAUGACUUCGUGGUCCACGGUUCCUCGUCCGUGCCGCUGGGAUACGUGCCGCACCCCGGCUCUCUGAGCGGCUCACUGCCAGGCAUGUCUCGGGGGAAAUCUGUCAUCGGCUCACUGAGCAUCAUGGGCGGCAGCAGCGGGCCGCCAUACGACCGCGCUCAUGUGACCGGAGCCUCGUCCAGCAGCUCCUCCAGCACCAAGGGCACGUACUUCCCUCCGAUCCUGAAUCCCCCUCCGUCUCCGGCCACCGUGAGGUCACAGUACACCAUGGAGUUCGGAUACUCGUCCAACAGCCCAUCGACGCACCGGUCGUACAGCUACAGGCCGUACAGUUACCGUCACUUCGCCCCUCCGACGACGCCGUGCAGCACAGACGUGUGCGACAGCGACUACACGCCGGGCCGCCGGGCUCCGCACACGUCCACCGCCGCCGUCAAGGGCUACACCAGCGACCUGAACUACGACUCGGAGCCGCUGCCGCCGCCGCCCACCCCACGCAGCCAGUACCUGUCGGCGGAGGAGAACUGCGAGAGCUGCCCGCCGUCGCCCUACACCGAACGCAGCUACUCGCACCACCUGUACCCGCCCCCGCCCUCGCCCUGCACGGACUCGUCCUGAGCCCCGCCCCUGCCACGAUAAGCCCCGCCCACAUCCUUUGUGUAAAUAACGUGCGUCUGGAGACUCUAUCUCGGGUCUGGCGGCUCUCUGUACAUUUUUUAAAAGAAAAGAAAACAUAUUUAUAUAUUUUCUAUACAGUGUUUAUUGAUUACGCCAUAGAGCUUUGUAUUAAAAGAAAUUUGUACAAUUUUUUUUUUUUUUUUUAAAGAGAAAGAUUUAUUAAAUCCACACAGACGUGAUGCGUUGCCUUAAUCCAGGAGUUCGGAAUCAAACGCACCCCCCGUGCGUCAAUGCCAAAUAGACGAGGCGUGUCGCCCCCUGCAGGCUCGGAGCAGCACCACACUGUGAUCUGACUCACAAUCACAAGAUGGUACUCGUAUUUUUCUACUAUUUUUCUACUGAAGACGUCACGGAUGUGCCCUCAUCUGCGCCCGACGAAGGCAGAACUGCUUUAGUUUCUGAAGCGCGGCCUUCGUUCGCUCGCAUCACGGACGACUUCUCGUGCCUGAGCGUUUUUUAAAGAAUCAUUUUUCACUUUUUUAAAUCUCAGUGCCCACAAAAGGUUGAUUAUUUUUGUACCACAUACUGUGUAGAUACUGUAUUUAUAAGCUAUAAUCGUCAUCAUCAUCAUCAUCAUCAUGUCCUUGCAGUGCUGCUGUUGUCCUGUUUCGUCCCGUCAGUAAACCAACAGUCCCGAGACAAUCUGUGAUGUGUUUGUGCGCUGAAGCUCCUCUAGUGUCUGUUAGUUUCCCAUAAUGCAUUGGUUUCUGUGUUCGUAGCACUUCUGCAGGAGCUUUUAUAAAGAAGGGAAACUCACCAGCACAAAUAUCUCAUAUUACCUAUCAGUCUUCAUCGUUUGCUGGUGUGACUGUGUUGUUUUGUGUGUCCGACAGCAGCUUCGGUACAAUCAUGAAUGUGUGUGUCAGAAACAGCGGUUCCAAAUCUCUCUGUGUCCCAAUCCUGUUCUGCAAGGGCUUCUGGGUAACGCCACGUUUUUAGUUCCUUUAUGAUUCUGCUCACACCAGCAUUUCUGUUUUCUCAACUGCACUUUACAGGAGCGGUUCAGUUUGUUCGUGCGUUUGUGUCUCAUUACCGUCAGCCGGCAGUAAGAAUCAUCCGUCGGUGGGUUUUAGUUGAACUUUCGUCGCCACUGAACCCUGUGGGAAGCGUCACGGGUCAGACAUUGUUGCUGGAAUUGUGGGAAAAAUGUCUAAAGCACUUUGAAGGAGUGAGCAGGAUUGAUUCACGACAGAAUCUCGUCAUUAUUCAUGUUUUAUUUGGAUUCCCGUGGUGCUUUGCGAGGAUGUGUUCAAAGGUGACCAACAUUUGGUUUCUCAUCAGUCAUGAAAUUUCCACUAUCUCGAGUUUUUGUACAUUGUACAUGCUUUACGUGUAAAACAUUGUAUAAAAAUGGAUGUGUACAGCUCAUUCAGUCACGACUAUAAGCUGUUGUAACAAAUGAAAUGAUCUUUUUUUAAUAAAACUGAGUGAACUUUUA
Molecule: messenger RNA, 6698 nt
Organism: Ctenopharyngodon idella (grass carp)
Lineage: Eukaryota; Metazoa; Chordata; Actinopteri; Cypriniformes; Xenocyprididae
Gene: lrp6
Product: low density lipoprotein receptor-related protein 6
Exons: 23
Coding region: 353-5200 (1615 amino acids)
Biological process (GO): Wnt signaling pathway involved in somitogenesis; canonical Wnt signaling pathway; chemical synaptic transmission
Molecular function (GO): Wnt receptor activity; Wnt-protein binding
Source: RefSeq, a predicted model, not a curated record